Molecule: messenger RNA, 497 nt
Organism: Drosophila elegans
Lineage: Eukaryota; Metazoa; Arthropoda; Insecta; Diptera; Drosophilidae
Gene: UQCR-14
Product: cytochrome b-c1 complex subunit 7
Exons: 3
Coding region: 95-430 (111 amino acids)
Biological process (GO): mitochondrial electron transport, ubiquinol to cytochrome c
Source: RefSeq, a predicted model, not a curated record
UGCCCGUGCCCAUCCCUAGCAAUAACCAGCUUUCAUACCUAAAGUAAAAAAGCAGAGAGGAUUCACUUUCCUAACUUCCAAUUUUACGUUUAUCAUGUCGAGCUAUAUUGCCAGGAGGGGUCCAGCAGUUCUCUCUAAUCUGGGUAGAUGGGCCUACAACCUUUCCGGAUUCAACCAAUACGGUCUGCACCGUGACGAUUGUCUGUACGAGAACGAGGACGUGAAAGAGGCCGUGCGCCGCCUGCCCCGCAAGUUGUACGACGAGCGCAACUACCGCAUUAUGCGGGCCCUCCAUCUGUCAAUGACCAAGACGAUCCUGCCCAAGGAGCAGUGGACCAAGUACGAGGAGGACGUCAAGUACCUGGAGCCCUAUCUGAAUGAGGUCGUGAAAGAGCGCGAGGAGCGUGAGGACUGGGACAAGAUCCACUAAAUUAUCGGCACCCACUUCUUUGGACUUGUAAAUGUUGAAAUACAUACAUAGCUUAGAUAAACACCAA